AUGCGCGCGCGGUCCCCACACAGCAAAGACCUCAAACCUCAGACGGAAGGUGCCAGGGCAGACCAGGGGGGGAACCCGUGGCUUCCGAAAAUCCCGCCGCCAAGCACUACUCCGUACUCCGUUCGCAAAAAGUUACCGACGCCGUUUAUCGUCACCGAGGAAACUUCGAUGGUGGCGGAAGGGUACACUAAACGGUCGUGUCUCUCCGCACUCUCGACCUCGACGCCGCAAAGCUGCGUCGAGGAACCGAUUGCGGCAACCAAUCCAUCAACCACCGUCCCUUCCCCGCCUAGUGUAAUGCCUGAUCUGGUGACGCCCAAUUUUCCCCCGCUCACUGAAGCUGCACCUGGCAGCUUCACCGACUCGUCGCCUCCUCUCUCCAGCUUCGACGCUUCUGCGCGGAGAGCUUGCAUUGUCAGCGGGUCGCAACCCCACACGCGGACUGCGACCGUGUCGCCGCAGCGGCUUCAUUGGAGAAGGCUGGCACACGAAAUCCUGACCGUCCCGGGCGUGGCGCCAUGCUCUCCCGCGUGCCACCAAUGA
Molecule: messenger RNA, 543 nt
Organism: Thermothielavioides terrestris NRRL 8126
Lineage: Eukaryota; Fungi; Ascomycota; Sordariomycetes; Sordariales; Chaetomiaceae
Exons: 4
Coding region: 1-543 (180 amino acids)
Source: RefSeq, a predicted model, not a curated record